Messenger RNA from Anopheles cruzii, 7133 nucleotides. RefSeq names its product AT-rich interactive domain-containing protein 2 (gene Bap170). The transcript is spliced from 9 exons. The coding region runs from base 1 to 6933 and encodes 2310 amino acids. Gene Ontology annotation, molecular function: DNA binding. Gene Ontology annotation, cellular component: SWI/SNF superfamily-type complex. Gene Ontology annotation, biological process: regulation of DNA-templated transcription. Lineage: Eukaryota; Metazoa; Arthropoda; Insecta; Diptera; Culicidae. The record is from RefSeq and is a predicted model, not a curated record.
AUGAUGGACGUCGUGAAAACAGAACGCAACCUGGCGAUGGUUGAUGACUGCACCACGAAUGAUGCAAGCGGCGCUAGCUUGAUCGGCGUCAACGCUGUUGGCCCUAUGGUCAGUAAUGCGGGUAGUGGCGCAGGCGGCGGCGGAACUGCUCCCGUAACCCCAAAAGAAUCAACAAAAUCUCAAAGCGUCCGCCGAACGGUCACCAAGCCGAUCUUUGAGAAAGACAAGUACAGCUUCCUGUGCGAUCUGCAAAUGUUCCACGACAAAAAUGGGACACCAUUUGCGAAACUUCCCAAGAUAAGUGGCCGCGACGUUGAUCUACACAAACUCUACUCGGUCGUCAUAAGUCGCGGAGGAUGGAUGAAGGUUAAUGCCCGUGAAGAUUGGGACGAAGUGAUUGAAGAGCUCGAUCUGCCGACGCGAUGUGUGAACAAUGAGAUCGCACUGAAGCAGAUCUACAUUCGCUUUCUGGAUCGCUACGAACGAGUAAACUAUCAUGGCGAAGAUAAGGACCCGGGCGAUGAUGAGGACGACGAGAAGCGGUUACAUCGGCGCUGGACGGUCCGGGCACUGCACACCACACCGAGUGUGUACAACCACCACCAGCACAACGUCCCGGAAGCGCUCCGCUCGUCGUUGAAGCUGUCCGAAGAUCUGUACCGUGCCUCGGAGUACGAUAAGCUGAUCCUGUCCCUGCUGUCACCGUUACCGAACGAGCAAGACUUUGCCAUCAACGUGUGUACGCUGAUGUCGAACGAGAACAAGCACACGCUCAAGAUCGAUCGCUGCCCGCGGUUGGUGUACGCACUGUUGGCGCAUGCUGGCGUUUUCAAUCACUUUACGCUGCGCGACACCUUCGAUGAGUACUAUUCGAACAUCCGGAAGAACUCGCUGCAGCGCUUUUGGAGGGAGUGUCUGUUCGAGAAACCGCAAGUGUUCGAGCUUUCGAUGGAAGAUUACUUCGCCAAAAUGGACACCGAUCCGAGUGCACUGAUUGCCAGUAUCUACCGGGAGGAAGAGCAGCAAGAGGAAGACGCGGAGGACGACAAGGAAAAUGACGCCGACACAGACCACACCGAAGUGGCUCCCAGUCGGCUCAAUAUGGCCACGCUGCGAACGUUCCUGUGCCUCGGGACGGGGCUCGGAACGAACGACUACAUCGGCCAACGGGUGCUGCAGAUUGCGUCAAUCUUUCGCAAUCUGAGCUUCAACGAAGAAAACCUUUCGCUCCUUGGCCGCAAUCGUACGUUCAUCCGCUUUCUCAUCAUGUGCUCCAACGCGCGCUGGAACAACCUGCACCACCUUGGGCUCGAUAUGCUCGGAAACAUUGCCAACGAGAUCGACGUGAACGACCCGCAAUCGGACGAAAUCACGCGCUGUCUUCUGUCCACCGUCUCCGAGGGAUUGGAAGGUGCCGAUCGCGGUGUCAUUAUCAGCUGCCUGGAGGUGCUGAGUAAACUGGCACAGAAAGAAGCGAACGAGGACAAUCUAAAUCGCUGCCUCAACCAGCAGCUGUACGAUCAGAUAACGCUCUUUCUCUUUCUGAACGACAUCAUGCUGCUGCUCUACACCCUCGAGUGUAUCUACUCCCUGACGUCGAUGGGCGAAAAACCGUGCCAAGCGAUCAUGCACGUUCGGGGUGUGCUCGAUACGCUCGUUUCGCUCGUGACGGUGGAGGCGCAAAGUUACGGGCCGGACGCCUGUAUACUGAUGCGUGUCGUAGAAACCAUCCCGGGCAAUAUGGCUGGCCCUCAGGGGCCGUUCCAGCCGGCAACGCCACCGCACGGUGCUUCUAUGCAUACCAAUCCCGUGCCAACAAUGGCCCAGCUUACCGUUCACAAAGAUGCACCAUCCGGAACGGUUUAUUCGACACCGGAAGUGCCGAAAGUUCCAAACGCCAGCAACAGCCCUACCGUUGGCAGCAAUAAACCCAUGCCCGCCCUUUCCGUGACUCAAAUGGUCACUUCACAGCCAGCUUCCCCUGCCACGGGCAACCAAAUGAUCACACGUCCACCGGCGGCUGACUCGCCUCAAGUUUCUGUCAACAUUAUUGCGCGGCCCGAUUCGAUGGCAGCCAACACAGACGGUAGCCGGACGGUAGUCUCCGGAACGACGGUAACUGGCGCAUCCGUCACCCAACCACCGACCAGUUCUCUGGCCGCAAAGCACAUGCAGCAGCAGCAAGUGCAGGAGAGUGAACAGUUUGCCUGUGCCUGGCUGAGAGCAUCGUUCGAGAUGCACACGGCACCGGCCAUCCGGACCGAUCAACAGGAGGUCUACAAACUGUACAUGGCGACGAAUGCGAAACUCGGUCGAAAGGUGAUCGUACCACCGUCACACUUUCCACGCUGCGUCCGCACCGUGUUCGGAGCCUCGGUUGGUCCGGUGCAGUUUAAGAUGGAACAGAACGGCGUUGAGUCGAUCAGCACGUUCUACGAGGGGCUAAAGGUGCGCGCGAAACCCUUGUCCAUUGUCCACAAGGGCACGGUGCUGACGCCCAACAUUGAAUAUGUAACCGCUAGCUCCGCUUUGAGUAGCGCUGCGCCACCAGACUGUGCCGUCGGCCCAAAACAGGUUCCCAAUGCUGGCACCACGGCAGCAGCAGCAGCCACAUCCUCUACAACCACUCUCACGACGGUUCCGAUCGAUGUUUUCCCAAACGGAAGCCGAUUGGCCACGGCAUCGGUCGUAUGCUCGGCGAAAGGGCCAUCGUUGCCGGUACCGUCGCUUACUUUCACAACGCCCACCACGGUAGCGACGACCGUACGAUCGUCUUCCGUUAUAGCAACGGCACCGCCGGCCUCAUCGGCAACAUCCCAAUCCGUUCAAAAGACCCCCCCGUCACACACUCCAACGAUCACCACGCAACCGCCCAAGACGCACAUCUCGAAGCACCUGGCACCGCCGUAUAGUUCGACACCGGGCACGGUCACGGUAACAGCCGCCGCACCAUCCUCCACCAAGCAGCAGCAGCUAAUAGUGACACAGGUCGGCGGCAAGAGCGUGCUUAUCAAUCAGCCCACGGCCACCACCGGCGGUCAACAGCAACAGUACCUUCCGCCGACACCGUCGUCUCCACUGUUGCAGCAGGUGCUUAGUGGGGAGCAGAAGAACAACGUGAUUGUCCUGAACCAGACAACCAUCUCACCGCACCCAGCACCACAGAGCACAACCCCAUUGCUUCAGCACCAACCAGGGCAAGGUAGUGUGAGUGUGCAGCAACACCAUCACCAUAGCACCGGCACAACGACGAUCAUGAACCAGUCGGGCACGAUCUCUUCGACGACGACCAAUCCGUCGGCUCUCAUCAAGAGCUUACUGGCGAACAAGGUAACGACGAGCGCGGUUCCCGAAAGCACGCUCGCCACCGCCGUCGCCACUGCCGCUGCUGCUGCUGCUGCCACUACUCCUUCCAGUAGUUUGUCUACUACCAACAUUACUCCUACUACCAAUUGUUUGAUUGCACCGAAUGUGAAUGUGCGUCAGGUCACCCAGCGGCAGCAACUACAGAAGCAAAAACAAAUGAUCGAGCAAAAACUUCCGGGAGGAGCGAACGCGUCGGUUGUGGUGACCUCGAACAAUCCGAACAAUUUGACCAACAUUAAAGUGGGCAACUCGACCAUCUCGAUCAAGCCAGGCACGUUGCCAACGAACACCGUGAUCACGGCCACGAAUCCACACGAGGCACUCAACGCUCCGCCGCCCUUGGCCCCCCUGAGCCAACCGGGUAGCCAGGGUACGCUCAUCAAAACGAUCAUGCAAAACGAAGCGGCGUCCCAGAUGCACCAGCAAAAGUUGCUUCCGAAUAAGGUGCUCUCGGAGCUUCUGGAGAAGAAACCGGGCGAAAUGAUCAUUGCCGGUGAAACGACGAUCAAGCGUAAGAUCGAUGUCGAUGCAACGGCCGAACCACCCGUCAAGCGGAUUGAGGUGGCCGGUGGUGAGAGCGGCAAAGUGAAGGCUGCUGAUCUGUACGCCGAACUGGCAGGUUCCAUACUGGCCGGUGAAGAGCUAGAGGAUUCCGAUACCCGUGCUGCCCGAGAAGCGGAACAGUUGAAAUUGAAGCUUCAACUACAACAACAGCAACAACAACAACUGCAGCAACAGCAGCUUCAGCAACAACUGCAGCAUCAACAGCAACAACAGCAGCAACAGCAGUUUUUGCAACAGCAAUUACAGCAGCAGCAGCAGCAGCAGCAACAACAACAGCAGCAAAUGAUUUCGAUGCCCGUUCCGAUGCAAAGACAAAUCAUCGUUACACCAAACAGUGGUGGGACGCCUCAGAUGAUCAUAUCGGCCCCGCCAUCCGCGACCAACCCUCACCAACAGCAGCAUUUGACUUCGCAAACGACGGCCACUAUCAAAACGGACAGCGGCUACCAAACGGUACCGAUAAUCUUGCAGCACAAUGCAGCGAUUACCCAAGGAUCGCUUCAGAUACAGAAGACGUCCGGUACUUCCGCGGGUCCUCUGAUGCAACAGGCCGUCAUUUCCGCACAAACACCGCAACCGCCACCGACUCAGUACAUUCUGGCCACGAAUCCACAGGGUCAAACGUACGUCGUAGCACAGCAAGCGCCUGCGCCACAGUCGCAACCUCAGCUUCAGCAAACCGUGUUGCUAGCCCAGGGAUCGUCUCCGCAUCACAUGGUGGCCCAGCAGCAUAGUUCGUCGCAAAAAACGAUCAUCAUCGUACAACAACCGCAACAGCAGCAACCCCAAGCGGCCCUGCAGCAAGCACCGCAGCAGCAGCAACAAUCGCUCGUACCGGCCGUCGUUAGUCAACAACAGCCCCAGAUUCACAGUGUUCAGGCAACAGCCUUCCAAGCGCAACAAAUCGCCGCAAUGCAAGCGCAAGCGGCGGGAGGAACGCAAAAAAUCUUCGUUAACCAGCAAGGUCAACAAAUUCUCAUGACUCAACUACCGCGCCAGGUAAUUGUUAGCCACGCCGGUAUGGCGAUGGGCGGUGGGAACCCGCCCGGAACUGCCAUUUUCACCUCGGCAGCCCUAUCGUCGCAUUUGUCGGCCGCGACCACCACUUCAACCGCUGGUACCAUGCUUCCCGCGGCGGGAACAUCCAGCUCGGUCGGAGCAGGGACGAUCAUCGAAAAGAAACCAAUCUACAUCACGACGAACGCACAGGGCAACACGAUCAGCUUUGAGGGCCCCCCGCAGCAGCUGCAAGUACAAACGUCGGCCAGUGGUCAACUGCAACUGAAACAUAUCGGACCCGGCACGCAGGUUGUGAACGCCGGAGGGCACAUAAUACAGCAAACUGCCACCGGCCAACAGACAAUACAAUUCAUUCAGCAGGGACCAUCUUCCCAGCAGCUGCAACAGCAGCCGCAAGCAACGCAGCAAAUUGUGUUCCAGUCACAAUCAUCACCCGGACCGGCGCAAAUUAUCCAGCAGCAAAUCAUACAGCCGGCCCCCGGCCAGCAACCGCAACAGAUCAUCCAAAAGGUGCUCCAACAGCAUUUAGCACAAGCGACCAAACCGAAUCAAUCGCAAAUCAUAACCAUGCAAAAGCAGACAACCCAGCAAACGGUAACGAUCGGGCCUCCGUCGAGCAUCUCGAUCCAGCGUCAGUCCGGCGGCAUAGUUCUCCCACCCAAAACGGUCACCACCAGCACGCCAUUAUCAGCGACUUCGAAACAGCAAAUCAUUCAAGUUGUUCAGCAGAAACUAACGACGAAUGCCGUCAGUGGUGCCACCAUGACUUCGCAGCAGCAGCAGCAGCAGCAAGCCUUCGUCACUCAGCGUCCCAUUCUGCCGUCCGUGCCACAAACGACAACAAUCAGUCAAACGGUGGUUGUGCCAGGCAGUGGCACAGGAGGACCCAUGCCAACACCGGCACCAAUGCAAUCGAUUUCGGUCACACCAGUCCAGCCGACGCCAGCACCACCUGCGGUGGCAGCGACAACACCCAACGCAGCAGCGCCAACGACAACAACCGGUGGAUCACCCUCGACCACUCCGGGCCCGGCUAUGGCAAACACUGGUGUCCCCACGGCGGCCCCCAGCACAACCCCAGUAACGACAUCUGGUGCCGUAAGCCCACCGCAAGCAAAUGUGGCCGCCCAACCCGGAAUCCAAAUGAUACCACCUGCCGAUCCGCAAAAGUUCGUCGAAGAGGAAGACGUCGAUCCGAGCUGGCCGUGGAUUUGCGAUUGGCGUGGUUGCCCGAGAAAAAAGUUCAACUCGGCCACGGAAGUAUUUCGACACGCGUGCCUCGUCCACUGUCCGGACACGGUCGACCUUAGCGCGGACAUCUACUGCCAGUGGGGCCCGGGGGCUAGUUUGUGUGACAAUUUACCGCGCAAGCGCUUCUCGCUGAUGACGCACAUCUUCGAUCGACACUGCACGGCAGAGUCAUUUAAGGCAGCGGUUCAGAGGAGACUUUCGGGGGGCCCACAGCACCCACCGCAGCCAUAUCCGGUGACGCUAAUCCGUCAACCGACUGUCACUGGCGGUGCAAAUGCUACGAUUCGGACGGUGGGCGUAUCGGGAGCCAGCAACACAUCAACCGGUGGUCGAGGAUCGCCAGCGCCAGCGACGUGCACAAAGAUUGAUCCUUCGACUGGUUCUGAAGGAACUGGAUCGGCCCCGGCAGCCGGAGGGUCACCAUCCAGCACGAACGGACCGGGGCAACUGUCAGCGGCCGGUCCUGCCGCCCUGCACGCAAUCAAACGCCACACGCUGGAAUACGUCAACUCGAAAGAAUUUCAGGAUGAAAUGGAGGGCCCCGUGACGAAAAGUAUUCGCCUUACAUCCGCUCUGAUCCUUCGCAAUCUAGUAGUCUACAGCCAUUCGGCCAAACGCAACCUGCGAGCGUACGAAGCACAUCUGGCCGGAGUCGCACUGAGUAACGUCGAAUCGAGCCGAACGGUGGCACAGUUGCUGUUCGAAAUGAACGACACCCAACCCAACUACUAAUGAACACGCAUUUGAUUUCUAGUGUUAGAUCUUCGUAAGCUAGCGCUACCUUUUGCUCUUUAAAAAUCGCCUUACAGUGAGCGUCUGAAGCUCGCCGAGCUGAAAAAUGCAUUUUAUUUUAAAUGUGAAAACAAACAUGAAAGAGUUUAGUCAGAAAGAGUGUAACUAAUAAAGUUGAACCUGACACAGUAAAUAACGAA